AAUUUCAUUCCCUGCGGCAACUCUGCGUUUGGCGAUAUUCAUUGCUGUCAAGCUGGCGAUAACUGCCUCGAGAACAAUGCCUGCUAUAACGGCCGGCAUGGGACGACUUACCUGGCCGGGUGCACCGACUUCGACUAUGAGGACCCCAGCUGCCCGGACAAGAAGUCGUAUCAAGGUAUGACACUCAUCUUUUUCUUUCCUUUUCUUAUCUUCACUGUUACCCGAUUUGGCCGGGGCCACAAAGCUGACAACUCAUUCCAGAGUACCCAUGGGCUGGCUUGAUCUACUGUAGGCCCAACCGAUGGUUGGCAUCUCCCUUCCUCAGCAGUCGCUUUUUGCGCCGAGCUAGCUAAUGCCGAAAUAACAAUGAUCCAGGGUAGCUUGCGAGGAGGCGGCCAAGCCGACGACCAUCACCGUAGGCGAUAAGUGUACCUGCCCGCCAGACUCUGAGUCCAUGACGGUUGCUUUCACGGCCGCGGGAUCCAUCCCAGGUAUCGCCAGUCUGCCGACGACCUCAGGCGGGACAAUCGAGUGGUUUGUGGGCCAUGUACCGACCACGACACCGCGGCCGACCGCUUCAUCUUCCUCCUCCUCCGAAACCACCGACUCUUCCUCGACGAUCACGUCAAGCUCGAACAUGGCACUUCCAACAAGCACUUCUGCCGCAGAUGACAGCAGUUCUUCGCCCCAAACCGGUGGCCUCAGCGACGGUCAAAAAGCAGGCAUUGGCGUCGGCGCCGCGGCAGGCGCCAUCCUCCUACUCGGCGCGAUAUCAGCGCUGUGGGUGGUCCUGCGCCGCCGCAGGAACGACAAGAACAAUACAACGGCCAGCCCGGAAGCCGGACAGAAUGUGGUGCCGACGCAGAGCGGUAAGACUUCAGGGCCGGACAACGGGCCCGGGGCGGUGCCAGCCCGGAUGCCUACACCCGAGGUGCCGCCCAGGCCGCCGGUCUCUGAGCUGCCCGCUGGCCCGUGGGUGAUGCGUCCCGAGCUGCAAAUGGAUGCAACUCCGGCGGCGGCAUACAGUCAGGCGUCGUCUGAAGCUGAAGCUGUAUCCCCGCCUGGGGCUCCGGCGUCCCUUGUUUCUAGCUCCCUUGUGUCUUCUAUGUCACCUGGCUGGCAGGGCUGGAAUCAGGGGUGGGGAGGGGCGAUGGCGGCGUUGUUGCCUGUUGCGGAAGGCGCGGAGCUUGACUAUCAGCAGGACGUUCACUCACAGCAACAGCAUCAGGAUGGGCCUGCGCCGAUUGCGGAGAGACACAAGUUUAGCCGCGAUAUUGCCGUGGAGCUACCGGCAUAAGUAGGAGGCAGGCUAGGGUUCUGGGAACGCCAUUGGGAAU
Molecule: messenger RNA, 1337 nt
Organism: Parathielavia appendiculata
Lineage: Eukaryota; Fungi; Ascomycota; Sordariomycetes; Sordariales; Chaetomiaceae
Exons: 1
Coding region: 455-1297 (280 amino acids)
Source: RefSeq, a predicted model, not a curated record